AUGGCAUUCUUCAGUAAUUCUGGGAGCAGGGCUGAUUCGGGGGGGUACAACUUGAACGAGAAGGCUGAUGACGAAGGCGCCUAUGAGUCAGUCAGGGAUAGGGACGCCGACUUGAACUCGGGCCAGUUGAACUUGAAUGAGAAGGCUGAUGAUGCCUACCACAGUGAGGAGGAGCAAUACGAAGCUGGCCAGUCAGGUCUGAACCCUUCUGAGAUUAAAUCAGGGCAGAAUGCCCCGAGAGUAGGUGGCCCUUCUGGCCCAUGGGGUACAAACUUUUUGAAGGACUGCAGAUCCACGGAAGGGGAAGAACCGUCAAAUAGUGAUAGGGGAAUGGAAGACGGGUCUGCGGCUAGCUCACAUGAUGACAUGGAUGGUAGUGGAGAGGAUGAUGAGCUAAACAGAGGGCACGGGGAUGUGCCCGCUGAGGAAAUGCUUUCUGAUGACUAUUAUGAGCAGGAUAGAGAGGAGCAGAGUGAUUCAUUGAGUCGUCGUGGGAUGAGCCACCCAAGCUGUUCCACUUCUGGGGCCGCAUCAAAAUCUGUACCCUCAAGACAAAAGAAGUCGACAAAGGGCAGUGCUUAUGACGACGAUGAUGAUGCGUAUAAUGAUGAGAAUGACAAUGACGACGAUGAUGACGAUGACGCAGAUGAAGAUGAUCCAGAUGAUGUGGAUUUUGAGCCAGACAGUGAAACCGACAAGGCUGCUGUUAAGAUCCAGAUCCAGAUUGGGGUUCGAUCCAGAUCGGAAAUCACUGCCCGAUUCGCCAAACUAGAACUGAUCUCAAGUUUCCCCCCGAUUCGUGGAUCUCAAGUGAACCCAUCGAUUCAGCAGCCAUUACGGGCUAGAUGCUACCGCAGCUCCUCUGUUGCCAGGGCUGUCCAGGAGAAGCUUGUGGACAGUGAGAACUCAGGCGAAGAAGAAGAAGAUGAUGAGCUUGAGCUCUCGGAUGAUGAUGAUGAUUUUAUUGAUAGUAGGAGGCAAUCGAAACGACUUAAGGUCGGAGGAACUAAAACUUCCCAGCGAAAAAAGCUUCCUAUGCAGGCUCCACGCAAACGAGGUGUAUCUUUCACAGACGAAGAAUAUUCUUCAGGAAAAGACUCAGAUGCACCCAAUAGUCCUGAUUUUAGUCAUCGACCGAAAAAACCUGUCAGGUUGCAUCUGAAAACUGUGGGCCAUAAUGAUGUUUUCUCAAAUGUCAAUUCCCAUAAUGAAUCCCGAACUUCGGGGAGGAGGAGGACACAGAGAAAUAUCUCAUAUGCUGAAAGUGACAGUGACGAUAGUGAGGAGAAGUCAACUAAACAACAAAAGCUCUUGAAGGAGGAUCAAGAUGAAGAAGAUGGAGAAACAAUUGAAAGGGUCAUUUGGUAUCAGCCAAAGGGUGUUGCUGAGGAUGCACUGAGGAAUGGUCAAUCGACUCAACCUACUGUUAUGAGCAUGCCAUCAGAUUUUGAUCAACAAUGGGAUGAUGUAGAGUUCUACAUAAAAUGGAAAGGGCAGUCUUACUUACAUUGUCAGUGGAAGACAUUGUCCGAGCUUCGUAGUGUUAGUGGAUUUAAAAAAGUUCUAAAUUACAUGAAAAGAGUGUCCGAGGAGCAGAGGUACAAGAGGUCACUAUCGCGCGAAGAGGUUGAGGUGCAUGAUGUGGGCAAGGAAAUGGAGUUGGACCUUAUUAAGCAAUAUAGCCAGGUUGAACGGGUAUUUGCUGAUAGGGCAACCAAAGUGGAUGAGGAUGUUGUGGUGCCAGAAUAUUUAGUCAAAUGGCAGGGACUUCCUUACGCAGAAUCGACCUGGGAAAAAGAUACAGAUAUUGAAUUUGCUCAAGAAGCAAUAGAUGAAUACAGGGCCCGUGAAGUUGCCACUGCCAUACUGGGGAAAACAGUUGAUUUCCAAAGGAAGAAAAGCAAAGGCGAUCCAUGGUCUUGUCUUGAGUUAUCCGUUUCCUUGCGUUGCUGUAUCACUAUUCUUGAACUUCAUCUAAUACUAAGUUUAUGUUACUCAGCUAGUUUGAGAAGGCUUGAUGAUCAACCAGAAUGGCUAAAAGGAGGUAAACUUCGCGAUUAUCAGCUUGAAGGUCUAAACUUUCUCGUUAAUGGGUGGAGAAAUGAUACUAAUGUUAUUCUUGCCGAUGAGAUGGGUCUGGGAAAAACCAUUCAAUCAGUUUCCAUGCUUGGCUUCCUUCAUAAUGCUCAAGAAAUUAAUGGCCCAUUUCUUGUCGUUGUGCCGCUCUCAACAUUGUCAAAUUGGGCAAAAGAAUUUCGGAAGUGGCUACCUGACAUGAAUGUUGUAAUUUAUGUCGGAAAUCGUGCUAGCAGAGAGAUGUGUCAGCAGCAUGAGUUUUUUACAAAUAAGAAGGGUGGGCGGCAUGUAAAAUUCCAUACUUUGAUUACUACUUAUGAGGUGAUACUUAAGGACAAAGCUGUCCUUUCAAAAAUCAAAUGGAAUUAUCUUAUGGUUGAUGAAGCCCACCGUUUGAAGAAUUCUGAAGCAUCACUGUAUAUUGCUCUUUUGGAGUUCAGCACCAAAAAUAAGCUGCUAAUAACUGGGACCCCUUUGCAGAACAGUGUUGAAGAGCUGUGGGCACUACUUCAUUUCCUUGAUCCAGUCAAAUUUAACAGCAAGGAUACUUUUGUUGAGAGAUACAAAAAUUUGAGUUCGUUUAAUGAAACUGAGCUUGCAAAUCUCCACAUGGAAUUGAGGCCCCAUAUUUUAAGGCGAGUUAUAAAAGAUGUCGAGAAGUCUCUACCUCCAAAAAUUGAGCGAAUUCUUCGUAUCGAAAUGUCUCCCCUACAGAAACAAUAUUACAAAUGGAUUCUGGAGCGAAAUUUUCAGAAUCUGAAUAAAGGAGUUCGCGGGAAUCAGGUCUCGCUUUUGAAUGUUGUCGUCGAGUUAAAAAAGUGUUGCAACCAUCCAUUCUUGUUUGAAAGUGCUGAUCAUGGUUAUGGUGGAGAUAGCAUUGGUGAUCGCAAUAAAGUUGAACGUAUUGUUAUGAGUAGUGGGAAGUUAGUUUUGUUGGACAAGCUACUGCUGAGACUGCGGGAGACUAAUCAUCGCGUGCUUAUAUUCUCUCAGAUGGUGCGGAUGCUGGACAUCCUUUCUGAGUACCUAUCCCUUCGAGGCUUCCAGUUUCAGAGGCUUGAUGGCAGUACAAGAGCGGAUCUUCGUCACCAGGCCAUGGAACAUUUUAAUGCUCCUGGAAGCGAUGAUUUUUGUUUCCUUCUGUCUACACGUGCUGGUGGACUUGGUAUUAAUCUUGCAACAGCAGAUACAGUGAUAAUUUUUGAUUCAGAUUGGAAUCCUCAAAAUGAUCUACAGGUUCUUGAUCACUUGGUGAUUCAGAAGCUGAAUGCUGAGGGCAGGCUCGAGAAGAAAGAAACCAAAAAGGGUGGCUCCAUGUUUGAUAAGAAUGAACUUUCAGCCAUACUGAGGUUUGGGGCAGAGGAGUUGUUCAAAGAAGAGAAGACUGAUGAAGAGACCAAGAGGAAGCUUGAAAGCAUGGACAUUGAUGAAAUACUUGAGAGAGCUGAGAAAGUUGCUAAUUUUUCCAGCGGUGAGGAUGAUGCCUCAUUCUGGAGUAGACUAAUACAACCAGAUCCCGCAGAUAUGGGUCAGGAAACUUUAGCACCUCGUGCUGCACGGAAUAAAAAGAGCUAUGUUGAGGAUCACCAACUCGACAAAAAUAGCAGCAGGAAAAGGCGAGCGGUUGACGCACAAGAAAAGCCAAGAAGGCGUUCCAGCAGAACAGUCGACACAAUGGUUUCGUUACCAUUUAUUGAUGGAGCAGUCGCUCAAGUACGGAACUGGUCAUUUGGAAAUAUGCCUAAGAAGGACGCCUCCCGCUUUGUUCGAGCGGAGCUAUAUAUGUGUUUGGCGUAUUUUCUCCAGCUUCAUCUAUCUAAUUCUCAUGGUGAACUUCAGGUUAAGAAGUUUGGAAAUCCAAGCCAAAUUGGCUUAAUUGUGGAUGAUGUUGGUGGUGCAAUAGCAAAGGCUCCAUGUGAAGCACAAAUUGAGCUGUAUGAGUCGCUCAUUGAUGGCUGUCAGGAAGCUGUGAAAGAGAACACAGACAUCAAGGGCACAGUGUUGGAUUUUUUUGGUGUACCAGUGAAGGCCUAUGAGUUGUUGGCUCGUGUUGAAGAGCUUCAAUGCUUGGCAAAGCGCAUCGCACGUUACAAAGAUCCAGUUAGACAAUACCGGAUCCAAUCACCUUACAAAAAGCCACAGUGGUCGGCAAGCUGUGGAUGGAUUGAAACUGAUGAUGCAAGAUUGCUGCUUGGAAUUCACUGGUAUGGUUACGGAAACUGGGAGAAGAUACGAUUGGAUCCAAAGCUUGGUCUGACAACAAAAAUUGCACCAGCAACACUUGGUGAGAGAGAAACAUUUUUACCACGCGCACCAAAUUUGGAUAAUCGUGCUAGUGCUCUCCUGCAAAAGGAAUAUGCCAAUCUGAGUGGAAAGAGCUCAAAAGCCAAAGGGGGUACUAGCCAAAAAGUCAAUAAUGAAAAUGGUGGUGCUCGAUCGUUUAAAGGCCGGCAAAAAGAUGCAAAACCACAAGAGGAUAUUAAGUCGAACAAAGAUGACAUUAAGAAACGCAAGGUGGUGGAAGAAGCUGAAGCAAGAGAAGAGGGUGAAAUUUCAGAGUCUGAAGAACAGAUUAAAUAUCGUUUGGAAAAGGAGGAAAAGUGGCUGGAAUGGUGCUCUGAAGCUUUGGAUGAAGAGCAGGACAUAUUGAAACGCCUCGAUAGGUUACAGAAUACAAGUUUAAAUCUUCCGAAGGAAAAGGUUCUUUCAAGAAUUCGCCGGUACCUACAGAUAAUCGGUGAAAAGAUUGGAAAAGUCGCUGCCCAACAUGUAGAAUCGUACAAGCAGUCCCGUAUGACCACAAGAUUAUGGAAUUAUGUGGCAAGAUUUUCAAAUAUGUCUGGGGAGCAAUUGUGCGAUCUCUAUUUAAAAGUUUGUCAGGACCAAAUGGAAGCUGGAGUCGGCCCCUCACAUGGUGGCAAUUUUGCACCUGCUUCUAACAGAGGUUCUUCAAAUCAGCCUCAUCCUCCUAGAAACCAAAGGUCAACAAGGUCUUUCCAGCACACUCCAGAGCCUCUUAAUAAUGGUGAAAACACUGGGAAUUCGGAAGCCUGGAAGCGCCGGAGGAGAGCUGAUCAGGAUAAUCAGUUUGACACCCAAACAAUGUAUCAACCUCCUCCAUUUAUGGCAAAUGGUAACAGGUCGCAGGAAUCUAGCAGUUCUGCUGGUAUUCUUGGUUGGGGUCCAGUCGAAAUGAGACGAUAUGGCACUGAAAGAUCAAAGAGGGGUUCCUGGGUGACGCUGAUGAACUUGUGUGGUAGCCCGGCUUGUUGCGACCAGGGCGUCCUCAGAGAAGUAUUCAACGCCUCCACCUGCGUGAAUCACCUGGUGGAAACGGGCAUCGUCGCGCCUCUCGCGGUCGUGCUCUUGCUCCGGUUCCUCGUCCGGCUCCCCGAGAGCAGAGCGUCCGCCACGCGCCGCCAGCGGCUUCUCAGGCCCAGCUCACCGCUGCAUCUCGCCACCGUGGUGUUCAAUGGCUGCUUGGGGUUGUUCCAUCUCGUCCUAGGACUCUGGAUGCUGCUGGGGAGCAACUUCGACAACCAUCCGGAUGCCUCUAGGACUUGCCUGCCGCACUGGUGGCUUGUGACACUGUCCCAGGGAUUCAGCUUGCUCCUCGCCGGCUUCGCUUUCGCCGCCGGGAGCCGGUUUCUCGGGUCGGUGUUCGCUCAAUCAUGGUCGGUCUUGCUGACCAUCUAUGCGGUGUUCGUCUCCUGUUCCUCGGUUGUCGCCAUUGUUGCUCAGAAGCCGAUCACUGUUAAGGCCUGUUUGGAUCUCCUGUCGCUGCCAGGCGCAGUUAUGUUUCUUGUCUACAGCAUUCACAGCAGCCAUGCCCAUGAUGAUCAAGAGGGACAUGAAGGAUUAUACGAGCCACUGAAGACGGAUGACACAGCUGACAGUGAGGUAGCUGAUGACUCUUCAGAGGUCAGCCAGCAGAAGGUGACUCCCUUUGCCAGAGCUGGCAUUUUGAGCCAGAUGACAUUCUGGUGGCUGAACCCUCUGAUGAAGACGGGCUACGAGAAGCCCCUCGGCGACAAAGACAUGCCGCUGCUAGGCGCCACGGACCGGGCACAGAGCCAGUACUCGAUGUUCGUGGAGAAGCUGAACAAGAAGAAGCAGACGUCACAUGAUGGCACACCACCAUCAAUCCUGUGGGCUAUCGUUUCUCAUCACAAGUGCGGGAUCAUGGUGUCAGGUCUCUUCGCCCUGCUCAAGGUGCUCACCUUGUCCACAGGCCCGCUGCUCCUGAGGGCAUUCAUCAACCUGUCAACCGGGAAAGUGACCUCCGAUUCCAAGCAUGAAGGCUAUACGCUGGCCGCGCUCAUGUUCAUCUGCAAAUUGUGCGAGUCGCUGUCGCAGAGGCAGUGGUACUUCCGCACGCGGAGGCUGGGGCUCCAGGUGAGGUCGCUUCUCUCGGCGGCCAUCUACAGGAAGCAGCAGAAGCUAUCGAGCUCGGCGAAGAUGGCACACUCCUCCGGGCAGAUCAUGAACUACCUCACCGUCGACGCGUACCGGGUCGGGGAGUUCCCGUACUGGUUCCACCAGACAUGGACGACGGUCGUCCAGCUCUGCAUCGCUCUGGCGAUCCUUUACAGCGCGGUCGGCGCCGCCAUGGUCUCGUCCCUGGUCGUCGUCGUCAUCACCGUGCUCUGCAACGCUCCGUUGGCCAAGCUGCAGCACAGGUUUCAGAGCAAGCUGAUGGAGGCGACGGACGCGAGGUUGAAGGCCAUGUCAGAGUCACUGGUGCACAUGAAGGCGUUGAAGCUCUACGCGUGGGAAGGUCACUUCAGGAAGGCCAUUGAGGAGCUGAGGGAGGUCGAGUACAGGUGGCUGUCGGCGUUCCAGCUUAGCAGGGCGUACAACAGCGUCCUCUUCUGGUCGUCGCCUGUCUGGGUCUCGGCGGCGACAUUUCUGACAUGCUACUUUCUGGAGAUCCCUCUUGAUGCCAGCAACGUCUUCACCUUCAUCGCGACCCUGCGCCUGGUGCAGGACCCGAUUCGGGCCAUACCGGAGGUUCUCGGAGUCGUGGUGCAGGCUAAGGUUGCUUUCACUCGGAUAGAGAAGUUUCUAGGUGCACCUGAGCUGAAUGGACGAGCCAAGGAGAAAUGUUCCUCUGCAGGCAUCGGUUACCCGGUAGCUAUGAACUCGUGCUGGUUCUCGUGGUGCGAAGAUCCAUCAAAGCCUAACCUGAAGGAUGUAAAUUUGGUGGUCAAAGCUGGGGAGAAGGUUGCGAUUUGCGGGGAGGUAGGGUCGGGGAAGUCGACGCUUUUGGCUGCGAUACUCGGAGAGGUCCCGAAAACUGAAGGCACGAUUCAAGUCUGCGGAAAAAUAGCAUAUGUGUCACAGAACGCAUGGAUCCAAACCGGAACCGUGCAGGAGAACAUUCUCUUCGGGUCUCGUAUGGACAGCCAAAGGUACCAGGAAACACUCGCGAGGUGCUCGCUGGUGAAGGACCUUGAGAUGUUGCCGUACGGAGACGAUACUGAAAUCGGGGAGAGGGGAGUGAACCUGAGUGGCGGUCAGAAGCAGCGCCUUCAGCUUGCUCGUGCGUUGUACCAAGAUGCAGACAUAUAUCUCCUCGACGACCCUUUCAGCGCCGUCGAUGCCCAUACAGCAACCGGCCUCUUCAAUGUAAGGAUCACAAUUAUCAGCAGCUUUGCAGAGAAUAUGUCAUGGGCGCUCUUUCAGACAAGACUGUUCUUCUGGUCACCCACCAAGUCGAUUUUCUACCCGUCUUCGACUCCAUUCUGGUCUCCCUCUCACACACACAUAUCUAUAAUGGCCUUGAUGUCAGAUGGGGAGGUUAUUCGGUCGGCACCUUAUCGAGAUCUAUUGGCGGACUGUCAAGAAUUCAAAGACCUUGUAAAUGCCCAUAAGGAUACCAUUGGGAUUUCAGAUGUUGAUAACAAUGCUGCUCCUCACAGAGCAAACGGAACAUCAACAAAGGAGAAGCAUCAUGCCUAUGGAAGUGGAUACACAAAGUCUGAGAAGCCAUCACCAGCACACCAACUGAUCAAGGAAGAGGAAAGAGAGACAGGAGACACUGGACUUAAGCCCUACAUGAUUUACCUGCGCCAGAACAGAGGCUUCAUGUAUGCCUCUCUGUGUGUCAUUUCUCACAUGAUCUUCAUAGCGGGGCAAAUAGCGCAGAACUCUUGGAUGGCGGCGAAUGUCCAAGAUCCGCGUGUCAGUACACUGAGGCUAAUCACUGUGUACAUUGUUAUCGGACUUUGCACGAUGUUGUUUUUGCUAUCAAGAUGUCUAUCGGUUGUUGUUCUCGGGGUCCAGACAUCGAGAUCCUUGUUUUCCCAGUUACUUGACUCGUUGUUCCGUGCACCGAUGUCCUUUUAUGAUUCUACUCCUCUAGGAAGGGUCCUUAUCCGGGUCUCUUCCGAUUUGAGUACUGUCGACCUUGAUGUCCCAUUCGCGUUCAUGUUUAGCCUUAGUGCCAGCCUGAAUGGAUACAGCAAUCUGGGGGUAUUGGCUGUUGUUACAUGGCAAGUUCUAUUUGUGUCCGUGCCAAUGAUAGUUUUGUCAGUUAGACUACAGAAGUAUUACUUAGCCUCUGCUAAGGAACUUAUGCGGAUCAAUGGCACUACCAAGUCCGCUCUAGCAAAUCACCUAGGCGAAUCGAUUUCAGGGGCUAUAACCAUAAGGGCCUUCGAGGAAGAAGAUCGUUUCUUUGAUAAAAAUUCUGAUCUUGUUGACAAGAAUGCUAUCCCAUACUUCUACAACUUUGCAGCAACAGAAUGGCUGAUUCAACGCCUUGAAAUAAUGAGUGCUGCAGUCCUUUCUUUUUCUGCAUUUCUCAUAGUUCUUCUUCCUCCAGGAACUUUUAGCCCUGGUUUUGUGGGAAUGGCUUUGUCGUAUGGUCUUUCCCUAAAUAUGUCUUUUGUUUCCUCUAUUAGAAAGCAAUGCACCUUUGCGAAUCAAAUAAUAUCCGUGGAACGGGUGAACCAGUACAUGGACAUAAAAAGUGAAGCAGCAGAAGUCAUCGAAGAAAACCGGCCGGCACCGGAUUGGCCUCAAAUUGGUAGUGUGGAGAUUAGAGAUUUGAAGAUUAGGUACAGAAAGGAUGCUCCCCUUGUACUGCAUGGAAUCAGUUGCAAGUUUGAAGGUGGAGAUAAAAUUGGUAUAGUUGGUCGAACAGGAAGUGGGAAAACAACGUUAAUUGGCGCAUUGUUUCGCCUUGUCGAACCAUCUGGAGGGAAAAUAAUUAUUGACUCUUUGGACAUCACUUCUAUCGGCUUACAUGACCUGCGUUCACAUUUGGGCAUCAUCCCACAAGAUCCAACACUUUUUCAGGGCACUGUAAGAUAUAAUCUAGAUCCUCUUGGGCAAUUCUCAGAUCAACAAAUAUGGGAGGUUCUUGAUAAAUGUCAACUUCUUGAAACUGUCCAGGAGAAAGAACAGGGAUUGGAUUCACUUGUCGCGGAAGAUGGGUCGAACUGGAGCAUGGGCCAAAGGCAGCUCUUCUGUUUGGGACGCGCACUUUUGAGAAGGUGUCGCAUCUUAGUUCUUGAUGAAGCCACGGCCUCUAUAGACAAUGGAACAGAUGUUGUCCUUCAGAAGACUAUUCGAACAGAAUUCAAACAUUGCACCGUUAUUACAGUGGCACACCGUAUACCGACAGUUAUGGACUGUGACAUGGUACUUGCAAUGAGCGAUGGGAAAAUAAUGGAGUAUGACAGACCUACAAACCUAAUGGAAACUGAAGGAUCUUUCUUCCGCGAGCUGGUCAAGGAGUAUUGGUCAUACACAUCAAACGGAAAUAUAUAG
Molecule: messenger RNA, 9852 nt
Organism: Triticum turgidum subsp. durum (durum wheat)
Lineage: Eukaryota; Viridiplantae; Streptophyta; Magnoliopsida; Poales; Poaceae
Source: the annotation of a GenBank genome assembly